AUGGCCCUCCCAGUCUCUGUGCUGCUGGCCCUGGUGAUGCUGGGCACUAGCCCUGCCUGCCCUCUGGGCUGUGACCCACCUCUGAGACAGGGCAAUCAGGAAACCAUCACACUUCUGAGUCAAAUGGAGAGAAUCUCCAUUGUGUCGUGUCUGAAGGACAGGGUUGACUUCAGAUUUCCUCAGAUACUUGUGGAUGGGGAACAGCUUGAGAAGACACAAGCCACAGCUGUGCUGCAUGAGAUGCUCCAGCACAUCUUCCAUCUCUUCAGCACCACUGGCUCCCGUGCCGCUUGGGAUGAGACCCUCCUGGACAAAUUCCUCCUUGGCCUUUAUCAACAGCUGGAUGACCUGGAGACAUGUUUGGGGAAGGAGGCGAAGGCGGAACAGUCAGCCCUGGGAAGUGAGAACUCCACGCUGGCUGUGAAGAGGUACUUCCAAAGAAUCAGUCUGUAUCUGAAAGAGAAAGACUACAGCGGCUGCGCCUGGGAGGUCGUCAGGGUGGAAAUCAGAAGGUGCUUGCUCUUCAUGAACAAGCUCACAGGAAAACUCAGCAAAUAG
Messenger RNA from Equus quagga, 558 nucleotides. Its product is annotated as interferon alpha-2-like. Gene Ontology annotation, biological process: T cell activation involved in immune response; cytokine-mediated signaling pathway; adaptive immune response. The transcript has a single exon. Gene Ontology annotation, cellular component: extracellular region. The record is from RefSeq and is a predicted model, not a curated record. Lineage: Eukaryota; Metazoa; Chordata; Mammalia; Perissodactyla; Equidae. The coding region runs from base 1 to 558 and encodes 185 amino acids. Gene Ontology annotation, molecular function: cytokine activity; type I interferon receptor binding.